AAAGCUUGCUGCCCUUCAACAUGGGGCCAACAAGUGUGGUGAUUUCUGGCCCAAGAACCAAAUUCUGUUGGUGAAGAAUACGCCGCUCCUAACGAUGGAGGGCCCAUACCGCGUUUAUCUCUUUGGAGAUCAGACCAGCGACUUCGAAGCAGGUCUGCGUCGUCUUAUCCAAGCCAAAAACAAUAUCAUCGUUCAGUCUUUCUUCCAACAAACCUUUUACGCGCUACGUCAGGAGAUCUCGAAGCUGCCACCCGCCCAACGCAAAUUAUUUCCCCGAUGCACAAGCCUCAUAGAUCUGCUCGCCAGAUACCGUGAAUCAGGACCGAGCCCCGUUCUCGAGAGCGCCUUCACAUGUAUUUAUCAGCUGGGGUCUUUUAUCAACUACUAUGGAGACUUGGGAAAUGCAUACCCGUCAGAGGACUGCCAGCUGGUCGGAUUGUGUACAGGGCUUCUCAGCUGUGCAGCUGUGAGUGCAUCGAAAAACGUCGGAGAGCUCCUGCCCGCUGCAGUCGAAGCAGUUGUAGUUGCCCUGCGGCUCGGAUUAUGUGUCUUGCGUGUUCGAGAGCUUGUCGACUCUGAAGCAACUUCCUCGUCAUGGUCCGUUUUGGUCUCGGGACUGAGUGAGGAAAACGCAUCUACUUUAAUCGAAGAGCAUAGCAUCAAAACGGCGAUCCCUCCGUCGUCAAGGCCUUACAUCAGCGCAGUAAGCUCCAAUGGAGUCACAAUCAGCGCGCCACCACUUGUCCUUGACGCAUUCAUCGAGAACGGUCUUGCAGGAAACUACAAGCACACGAGAGUGCUGAUCCACGGGCCUUACCAUGCUCCGCAUUUAUACGACAGCAGAGACGUGGAUCGGAUUCUAGAAUCAUUCCCUGAGGAACGUCUCGGACAUUAUACCACACACACUCCUGUGUUGUCCAGCAACACUGGGACACCUGUCGAGGCCAGCAAGAUAAAGGAGGUUCUGCAGGUUGCGAUUGAAGAAAUCCUUUUGCGUCGACUCUGCUGGGAUAAGGUCACUGAGUCAUGCAUCUCGAUCGUUGAAUCAGCAAACAGGCAGUCAUGCCAGCUUAUCCCUAUCUCUACUAGUGCCACCCAAAGCCUUCAUACUGCUUUCAAGAAGGCCGGAGUCGUCAAUAUCUCGCUCGAAACCGGAAUCGGUGAUGUAUCAACAUCCGCAGACAAGCCAAAUUUGAGCGGAAAGACCGAAUGUUCCAAAAUAGCCAUCAUUGGUAUGUCGGGUCGGUUUCCCGACUCCGAAAGUCCGGAGGCGUUCUGGGAAAUUCUGCAGAAGGGCCUUGAUGUACACCGGAAGGUUCCUGCUGAUCGUUGGGAUGUUGAUGCGCAUUAUGACGAGACUGGCGCCAGACGAAACACGAGCAAAGUGCAGUACGGUUGCUGGAUCAAAGAACCUGGACUAUUUGACCCACGGUUCUUCAACAUGUCGCCAAGAGAAGCCCUCCAGGCUGACCCUGCUCAGCGCCUUGCUCUACUGACAGCCUACGAAGCUCUUGAGAUGGCUGGUUUUAUUCCCGAUAGUUCUCCAUCAACCCAGAGAGACCGUGUCGGAAUCUUCUACGGAAUGACUAGUGAUGACUAUCGUGAGAUCAACAGUGGUCAAGAUAUUGAUACCUACUUCAUCCCGGGUGGCAAUCGUGCCUUCACCCCUGGCCGGAUCAACUAUUUCUUCAAAUUCAGUGGUCCUAGUGUCAGCAUCGAUACAGCGUGCUCAUCCAGUCUUGCAGCUAUUCAUAUGGCUUGCAAUUCUAUCUGGAGGAACGAUUGUGACGCCGCCAUUGCGGGUGGUGUCAAUAUCUUGACCAACCCGGACAAUCACGCUGGUCUGGAUCGUGGGCAUUUCCUGUCCACUAGGGGUAACUGCAACACAUUUGACGACGGCGCCGAUGGGUAUUGCAGAGCCGAUGGUGUUGGUACCAUUGUGCUGAAACGACUUGAGGAUGCAGUAGCAGAUAACGACCCAAUCAUCGGCAUCAUUAACGGGGCAUACACCAACCACUCUGCCGAGUCAGUCUCGAUCACCCGCCCCCACGUGGGAGCACAAGCAUUCAUCUUCAACAAACUGCUUAACGAAGCGAAUGUCGACCCGAAGGAUGUUAGCUACAUUGAAAUGCACGGUACAGGCACACAGGCAGGAGAUGCGGUUGAGAUGCAGUCUGUUCUCGAUGUCUUUGCUCCUGACUAUCGCCGGGGCCCCACUCAAUCCCUUCACCUGGGCUCUGCAAAAUCCAAUAUUGGACAUGGAGAGUCCGCUUCCGGGGUAACAGCACUUGUCAAGGUGCUCAUGAUGAUGAGAGAAAACCAGAUCCCACCCCACUGCGGUAUCAAGAACAAGAUCAACCACAACUUCCCCACUGAUUUUGCGAAGCGUAAUGUUCAUAUUGCAUUCCAGCCCACUCCCUGGAACCGGCCAGCUUCUGGAAAGCGCCGCGCUUUUGUUAAUAAUUUCUCUGCCGCUGGUGGAAACACCGCCCUCCUGAUCGAAGAUGGGCCUCUCCCUGAGACGACUAGUCAGGACUCUCGAUCAUUUCAUGUUGUUGCAGUCUCGGCUCGGUCCCAGAGUGCUUUGAAGAACAACGUCAACUCUCUAAUCAAGUACCUGGACUCUUAUGCCAACUCAUUCGGAGUUAAAGAGUCUGAGUUCGUUCCCAACGUGGCUUACACCACCACUGCUCGCAGGAUUCACCAUCCCUUCAGAAUCACCGCUGUUGGCUCGACAUUGCAGAGUCUGCGUGACUCUUUGCAUGCUGCCGCUCAGCGCGACACAUUUACAGCUGUCCCAGCCAAGACUCCGGGCAUUGGCUUUGUCUUCACCGGUCAAGGAGCUCAAUACACCGGAAUGGGCAAAGAGCUAUACAAUACUUGCUCUCCAUUCCGGGACACAAUUGAGCAUUUUGAUUGCAUUGCACAGAGUCAAGGCUUGCCCUCGAUUCUAUCUCUUGUCGAUGGUACUACUCCUGUCGAAGAAUUGAGCCCAGUGGUUGUGCAGGUUGGUACAUGCUGCGUCCAGAUGGCCCUGGUCAGCUACUGGAGUUCUUUGGGCGUCAGACCGGCUUUCGUUCUUGGCCACAGUCUUGGAGACUAUGCUGCCCUGAACGCUGCUGGCAUCCUGUCAACAAGUGACGCAAUCUACCUAUGUGGACGCCGCGCUCAAUUGCUGACCGAGAAAUGCGAGGUUGGAACCCACUCCAUGCUGGCAAUUAGGGCUUCACUUGCCGAGAUCAAGCACUUCCUCAAGGAUGAUGUUCACACGAUCGCCUGUGUCAAUGCUCCGGCCGAGACUGUCAUCAGUGGCCUUGCCUCGGACAUCGAGGGCUUGGCUCAGAAAUGCUCAACCGAGAACGUCAAGGCAACGAAGCUACGGGUCCCGUACGCGUUCCACUCCCCGCAGGUUGACCCUAUAUUGGACACAUUCGAGGCUAUUGCGCAGGGCGUCACAUUCCACAAACCGACAACUCCAUUCGUCUCGGCCCUGCUUGGCGAAGUCAUCACAGAGGCCAAUGCUCAUGUUCUCGGAGCUAAAUACCUCAAGGACCAUUGUCGGGGCACAGUCAACUUUCUUGGCGCUCUCGAAGCCAUUAGGCACGCGAAAUUGGCCGAUGACAAGACGCUGUGGGUUGAACUCGGUUCUCACACCAUUUGCUCGGGAAUGAUCAAGGCAACACUGGGCCCCCAAGUGACCACCAUUGCCUCUCUUCGACGAGAGGAGGACACAUGGAAGGUUCUUUCAAACAGCAUGUCAUCACUGCACUUGGCGGGUAUUGAUCUAAACUGGAAGCAGUACCACCAGGACUUCAGCUCCUCCCAUAAAGUACUGCGUCUCCCUGCCUACAACUGGGACCUUAAGAAUUAUUGGAUCCCGUACACCAAUAACUUCUGUCUGUCUAAGGGAGCGCCUGUGGCAGCCAUCGAGGCCGUGCCAAAGUACGAGUAUCUCACCAGUGCAGCUCAAAAGGUCGUUGAAACUACAGAUGAGGGGGACACAUCCACUGUGGUUGUUGAAAAUGACCUUGACCAUCCGGAGCUCCGACGCGUUAUUCAAGGACACAAAGUGAACGGUGCCAAUCUCUGCCCAUCGUCUCUCUAUGCCGACAUUGCUCAAACGCUUGCAGAGUACUUGAUCAACAAGUAUAAGCCGGAGUUCAAGGACGUGGGGCUUGAUGUGGCCGACGUGUCUGUUCCCAAGACACUUAUAGCGAAAGGUGGCCAGCAGCUUUUCAGAAUUUCUGCAACUGCUACCUGGGCACAGCAACGUGUGGCAAUCCAGAUUUACUCGGUCACCCCUGAAGGAAAGAAGACUGCUGAACAUGCAACAUGCACAGUGAAGUUUUUUGAUUGCGCUGCUACAGAGAAAGAGUGGAAGCGCAUGUCCUACCUUAUCAAGAGGAGCAUUGAUCGCCUGCAAGAAAUCGCAGAGAACGGAGAAGCGCAUAGGCUCCAGAGGGGCAUGGUGUACAAGCUCUUCGCUACUUUGGUUGACUACGACGACAACUUCAAAUCGAUCCGCGAAGUCAUUCUCGAUAGCGACAAUCACGAAGCCACUGCAAGAGUCAAGUUUGAAGCUCCGGCGGGAGACUUCCACAGAAAUCCGUUCUGGAUCGACAGUUUUGGGCACUUGUCGGGUUUUAUAAUGAACGCCAGUGACGGCACAGACUCCAAGUCGCAAGUUUUUGUGAACCAUGGCUGGGACUCGAUGCGCUGUCUGAAGAAGUUCUCCAAAGACGCCACGUACAGGACCUACGUCAGAAUGCAGCCCUGGCAGAACUCUAUAUGGGCUGGUGAUGUCUACGUCUUCGAGGGCGACGAAAUCAUCGCUGUUUAUGGAUCUGUUCAAUUCCAAGCCUUGCCUCGUAAGAUUCUCGACACUGUGCUUCCGCCCGCCGGAGCUGCGAAGGCCUCCGCCCCCGUUCGUCCUACUGCAAGUGUGAUUCAGAAGCCCGUGCCUGCUGCAGGUAGCAAGACCCGUGCUAAAGCUCCGACACCCACGAAAUCACUCCUGAAGUCAAGUGGACCCAGUGUUAUCGUACGGGCACUCAGCAUACUUGCAGCUGAAGUAGGCCUGUCCGAGUCGGAGAUCUCGGACGAUUUGGUCUUCGCCGAUUAUGGAGUGGACUCUUUGCUAUCUCUGAACAUCACCGGACGGUACCGUGAAGAGCUGAACAUUGAUCUGGACUCAUCGGUCUUCAUCGACCAGCCGACCGUCAAGGACUUCAAGCGAUUGAUAGCUCAGAUCAGCCCUUCGGAAAGCAGCGACGGGUCAACCAGUGAUCCAGAGUCGAGCUUCUCCUUCAACGAUGGUUCGGACGAGUCGGGUCUUAGCUCCCCGGUAGUUGCCUCUCCUCCAAACGAGAAGGAGAUGGUGAUCGAAGUCGACCAGCAUGCUACAAUGAAGGAGAUCCGUGCGAUCAUCGCGGAUGAAAUCGGUGUGACUGCGGAUGAGCUCAAGGCAGACGAGAAUUUGGGUGAGAUGGGAAUGGAUUCUCUUCUCUCCCUCAAUGUCCUGGGUAGGAUCCGUGAAACACUGGACAUGGAUCUCCCAGGCGAGUUCUUUAUCGAGCAUCAAACCCUCGAGGAGGUCGAGACUGCUCUCGACCUGAAGCCCAAGGCCGCACCGAUCCCGGAGCCUAUAAGACUUCCGGAGGUUUUGCCGACGAUGAAGUCGAACAUCAGUGUACGUGCUGCUCAACACCCCCCGGCAACCUCGAUUGUCCUGCAGGGAAAUCCCAAGACUGCUACGCAGUCACUGUUCCUAUUCCCUGAUGGCUCCGGCUCGGCCACAUCUUACGCAACGAUUCCGCGGGUUGGUCCCGACGUCUGUGUCUACGGGCUCAACUGCCCCUACAUGAAGACGCCAGAGAACUUGAAGUUCCCUCUUCAAGAGCUUACAUUCCCUUAUCUUGCCGAAGUCCGGCGCAGACAGCCCAAGGGCCCUUACAACUUUGGCGGUUGGUCGGCUGGCGGUAUUUGCGCCUACGAUGCUGCUCGCUACCUGAUUCUCGAAGAAGGCGAACGAGUUGACCGUCUCCUCCUUCUCGAUUCCCCCUUCCCCAUUGGACUGGAGAAGCUUCCGCCACGGCUGUAUCGGUUCUUUGAUUCGAUCGGAUUCUUUGGCGAAGGCAGAUCCGCGCCUCCGGCCUGGCUCCUCCCUCACUUCUUGGCGUUCAUCGAUUCCCUGGAUGCGUAUCGCGCGGCACCGCUCCCCUUCGAUGAUCCUAAAUGGGCCAGCAAGAUGCCCAAGGUCUUCCUUAUCUGGGCUAAGGAUGGCGUCUGUAACAAACCCAAUGAUCCACGUCCGGAGCCCGCUGCCGACGGCAGUCCUGAUCCGCGGGAGAUGAUUUGGCUCUUGAACAACCGUACCGACCUCGGCCCCAACAAGUGGGACACGCUCGUGGGGCCGAACAACGUCGGCGGCAUCACGAUCAUGGAAGAAGCGAAUCACUUCACCAUGACCCUGGGCACGAAGGCCAAGGAGCUAUCCAACUUCAUUGGCGAAGCUUUGGCGAACUAGAAUGACUGGAUGCUUGCAUUGUUUUGCAAAUAAUAAAUACCUCUUGCUGUUUGUUACCCUAGAU
This is a messenger RNA of Aspergillus japonicus CBS 114.51, 6590 nucleotides long. RefSeq names its product polyketide synthase alb1 (gene pksP). The record is from RefSeq and is a predicted model, not a curated record. Gene Ontology annotation, molecular function: 3-oxoacyl-[acyl-carrier-protein] synthase activity; fatty acid synthase activity; phosphopantetheine binding. The transcript has 5 exons. Gene Ontology annotation, biological process: fatty acid biosynthetic process. Lineage: Eukaryota; Fungi; Ascomycota; Eurotiomycetes; Eurotiales; Aspergillaceae. Bases 95 to 6526 code for a protein of 2143 amino acids.